Molecule: messenger RNA, 606 nt
Organism: Adineta ricciae
Lineage: Eukaryota; Metazoa; Rotifera; Eurotatoria; Adinetida; Adinetidae
Source: the annotation of a GenBank genome assembly
AUGUUUCGAUCAACUUUUCUCACUUAUAUCGAACUCGAAAUUAAACAAGUUGUUCUUGUUGGUCAUAAUCAAUUCUGCACAGCAGCUUUGAUCGAAUUAGAUAAAGAUAAAACAAAAGAUUUGAAUGAAAAGAAAAUUCUGGAUGAAAUUUGGAAAUAUGUUGAACAAGCGAAUAAAGAUGCUCCAUCACAUUCACGUCUUGUCAAACAACUUAUUCAUAUUCUUUCAAAUGAUCAAAGUUUACCUGUAACUCAUAAAGGAAAUCUUCAACGACAAAAAAUCAAUCAAUUAUAUUCAAAUUUGAUUUCACAAAUCUAUGAUGAAUUUCUCAAUGAACAAUAUAAUGAACAACAACAAGAGAAAUUCAUUCAACGAUCUAAUUGGACAAAAGAAUCAAUUGAAAAUUAUCUUAAAGAAAAAUUCCAAGGAAUUCUUGACCAGACAAUAGAUGUAUCGAAAUCCGUUUUUGAUUUUGGUGUUAAUUCAUUACAAAUUGUUGAAUUACGAAAUCUUAUCUGUGAAGAUAUUUGUCAAAUACCAAAAAAUUUUCUCUAUGAGAAUUCUUCAAUAGAUCAAAUAGAAAAACUACACACAUGUUCAUUUUAA